AGAGAGCACCCGGCUACAUUUUCCUUUUGUAAGGUUGGUGUGCAGGCGGUGGAGCCAAAGUGAGCCUGUCACGAUGCAGGUGCUCUUCCGGUGCAGUGGGCUUGUCCUGGCUCUAGCCAUUAUCCUGAUUUUGGAUUCUUCAAUUCAAGGUUCUCCUGUGCGGAAAGCCAGGUACCAGUGGAUUCGCUGCAGUCCUGACAGUGAUUCUCCAAACUGCAUUGAUGAAAAGGGACCAGUGUUUGACCUACUUCCAGGUGAAUCCAACAGAAUCCUACCUCCAAGGACUGACCCUUUUUCAAUGACAAGAUCCAAGAACUUGAAUGAUGUCUUUCCUCUUUCUGAGGACUUUUCAGGCUCUGGCUCUGGAGCAGGAUCUGGAAGUGGCUCCCUAAAUGAAAUCGAACAGGAAUAUCAACCAGUAGAAGAAAACAAUGCUUUUUAUGACAACUUUAGGUCUCUGGAGAGAAAUCUGCCCUCAGACAACCAGGACUUGGGUCUAGAUGGACCAGAAGAUGAUUUUACUAUGUAAAAGAGAGGGUUUCCAACCUUGACACCAGGAAAUAUAUUUUGUGUACCAUGGUUAAGUGAUUAAUUUGGGGACAAAAAGCUUUAAAGGAAAAUUUAAAACAUCUGAAAAAGAAGUUUAAGUUUCAUCAUCUUUUUUCCCCCCAAUUCUUAAAGCCUCCUUUAUUCUAUUAUCCUGGAAAAUACCUGCAUUUCCUUUGUAAUACAGUCAACAUCAUUCUGAAGUUAACUAGACUUUUCUCAUACCUAUACAAUUGCUUUAAAGAAUAAAUUAUACUGUUUUUAAAAAAUGUAGUUUGAGAAGCAAAUUGACAGGCACUAUUUCAUACCUAAGUCUUCAGGAACAUGAUUCUGAUUGUGAAAUCUAAAUAUGCCUCCUUUCUCAUGAAAAAACACAGAUGAAUGUACAGAGUGGGUAUUUUACAUGUUUCACUGUGUGAAGUUAAUUGCUAUAGUACUACUACUGGAUGUGUUUUCAGAGCUAGUGGAUAUGGUUUGCUUAGAACUGUGAUUGCUGUCACAAUGAGAAAGUUAACACCCAAAUUAAAGCACAGUUGUGCGCUCAAUACCUCAUACUGCUUUACCUUUUUUCUUGGAUACCUGUGUAUUUUCAAAUGUUACUCUAUUAAAGCAGAAGUAUAGUCAAAAGGCUAAA
Molecule: messenger RNA, 1180 nt
Organism: Phacochoerus africanus (Common warthog)
Lineage: Eukaryota; Metazoa; Chordata; Mammalia; Artiodactyla; Suidae
Gene: SRGN
Product: serglycin
Exons: 3
Coding region: 74-529 (151 amino acids)
Biological process (GO): negative regulation of bone mineralization; secretory granule organization
Cellular component (GO): secretory granule
Source: RefSeq, a predicted model, not a curated record